Molecule: messenger RNA, 3673 nt
Organism: Mytilus californianus (California mussel)
Lineage: Eukaryota; Metazoa; Mollusca; Bivalvia; Mytilida; Mytilidae
Exons: 4
Coding region: 187-1107 (306 amino acids)
Source: RefSeq, a predicted model, not a curated record
UCCUGUCUUGACAACAACAAAAACAAAACACUAAACAAAAGCUAAUGUAAAAGGAAAUGUGGAGGAACAUGUCUAAAUGCAACAACAGAUAUGUAAAUGAUAUGAAAGAGGAAGAAAACAUGUGAUCAACUCAUUGUAUACAUUUUGUCAUCAAAGUUAUGUAGAGUUACAUCUGUACUUCAUACUAUGGCAACGCAAAUCUUCUCAUCGACUGUAAGUACGUCAUCAACAAUAGCCAACUAUGCACGAUUAGGACUAGCUUCUCAAAAUGAGUUACCAGACAUGCUUCGAGAACUCUUAUUGAUAAAAGAACCGCCACAUCUUUUGGAAGCUCACCUUCAAAACAACAGCUUCUUAUCAAGAAACUUAAAAGCAUAUGAAUGGAAUAUUAUCAGAACUGUUCAAGAGAACUCGUAUCAUGAUUUUGAUGAGGCGCUUACGUACAAGAUAAUAAGAAAUCUAAAUUUAGUGCCAAGUCCAAGCCAAGGCUGGGAUAAUGACAUGCAACCAUCUGCAUUUGAGAUAACAAUAGGCGAUGACAUUGAACGAAUAAGGCGAAUUAGGAAUGAGAUAGUUCACAGAGGAAACACAAAUGUUCAAGACUCUGAAUUAGCUAAGUAUUUCUCUACAUUUAAGAGUAUAGCCAGCAGGCUUGAGUCAUACCUUUCGAAGCCAAACAGAGAAUUUGUUUCAAAAAUAGAGAUAGCUGAAACUUGUUGUAUAGACAAAGAUUCAGAACAACGAUACCUCAGACUAUUGAACGAUUUAGCUGAACAUAAGGCACAACUAACCAUGAGCUUUGCUGAUGUUUACCAGGACCUAGGUAGUCUACGUUCAAAAAUGAAAGGGAAUGUUUCAACACUUCAAAAGAAAAUAGACAGCGUGAUAAAAGAACAAGACGAGGUGAUUCCGAGGAAUAUUAGAGAUCAAAUUGAAAAUGAUUUACAAAAAUGGAAGCACGAUGAUGAGAAGUUUGUACCUACAAGAGCUGUUCAAUUUGUACUAAAUUGUCGGAAAAAAGAAAACUGUGUAACUGUUGUUGGAAGCCCGGGGAUAGGCAAAACGGCUAUCACAAGACACGUUGCGUUAAAGAUGGAAGCCUUAUGAUAUACUGUCAUUCAUAUAACAGUCCCAACAGAUAUAAGAGACUUUUACCAGCCUGGAAAACUAACAAUUUUUGUUGUUGAUGACAUUUGUGGUAAUUUUACAGCUUAUCAAAAGAUGAUUGACAGCUGGAAACAGUUACUUGGUGUUGUUGAAAGCAUAUUAUCAGAUAAUUGUAAAUUGGUUGUGUCUUGUAGAUCAGUGGUUUAUAAAGAUAAGAAAUUUAGUGUUUUAGUCCCAUUUAAAUCUUGCAAAUCUUGUAAUAUGAGUUCAACUGAAUUACAGUUAUCAAAGUCUGAACGAAUGAAAAUAGCCUCAGUUCACUUGGGCAAACAUGGGUAUGAAAUAGCUCAGAAGUCUCCUUAUGACUUCUUUCCUCUUUUGUGCUUUCUUUGUAGUAGACAAGAAAACGUCGAUAUCAAUAAAUUCUUUAGUAAACCCUUUUCAGUAUUUGAGAACGAGCUUGACAGCCUUUAUUGUCAAGGAGAAGAUGGCAAGUGUAAGAUAUGUGCUUUAUCACUUUGUGUUAUUUAUAAGAAUGAAUUAGAGGAGAAAUACCUUACAACCAAUGAUCCCACUGUCCGUGUUAUCAUAGAUAAUGUCUGCGAAGCGUGUGGGUUGAACAUAGGAACUUCCAGAGUCAAAAUAUCAAAGAAGAAUUGGAUACACUUGUAGAUACGUAUCUAAAGAAAGAAAGAAAUAUGUACCAAACAGUCCAUGAUAAGUUUUUUGAUUUUCUGGUUUAUUACUGCAGUACCAAAAUGUUCAGUUGUCUUGCUGAACACGCAGUUAGUAGUUUGAUCCAAAAACGGUUUCUCCGGAACAAAAUACUUGAUGAGAAGGAUAGAGAUAUAGACGAGUUUAUCAUUAUAUUUCCAGACGAUAAAUUAGCAUUGUAUUUGAACAGGCUUGUCAAAGACUGGUCAAAAGAGAAAUUAAGAAAAGUGUUUGUUGAAAAUAAUAAUAUGAAGAGUGAAAAAUUUAGGGACGCAUUACUAACUGAUUUAGCACAUCGUGAUUCAGUAGAACAGGAAAAACUUGCCAACAUGACACAGACGUAUAACGGGACACUUUUAAGUUGCUUAGAAGUCUGUUGUCGCCAAGAAUAUACCAAUUUUCUACCGUGGAUUUUAAAACAAGGUGUUGAUAAAGCUCAAAGUAAUAGUCAUUUGACACCAGUUAGUUUAGCGUAUGGUAAAUAAUAAAGAAAUGAUAGAUAAACUAUUAAGUUUUGGGGAAGAUAUCAACAAAUUAGGAAGCACAGAUAUGACACCAAUACAUUCCUUACGGUGUUACAAUGAUAUCAAUGUAGGUGUAGUAAAUUUAUUAAUGAAACAUCGAGCUUGCAUCAACAAUCAAAUGUUUAAUGGUUCAACUCCAUUACUCUUAGCUAUAUCUACUAAUCAAAAUAUACAGGUAUUGAAGAUACUUCUUUACAGUUCAGCGAAUUGUAACAUUGGUCUCUAUAACAGUGAGACAAUAAGAAAUAUGAUGGAAACGGUGGAGGUUUGGACAAUGGAAGAAGAGAUGACAUUUUGGUUGACUUGGUUUACAGAUAACUGCUCACCUUUUGUUGAUGAAUAUGUUAAACAAGAACCAGACAAAGUACUUGAGAUCAUGGGGGGAGCAACACUGUUGCAUAUGGCUUGUUUUAAAAAUGACAUUCAAAUCAUUGAACUCUUAUUGGACAAAAAUGCCGUCAUCAACAUAGGUAAAGAAGAUGGCUCGACACCUCUAUUGUUAGCUUGUCAGUUUGGUUUCACUGAUGUCGCAACAAUACUUCUUGAACACGACGCCGACCGAGAAAUUGGAAGAGAUGAUGGAAAAAACGCAAUAGACAUGGCAAAACAAAAUAAUCAUUUUGAGAUUUGGUUUCAUUGUUAGGAAAUCUUAGGUGGAAAAUGAAUAUUGAACUUUAUUAAUUUCAUGUCUCCUAAGUGCUGUCCUAGAUUUAUAAAAAUGUACCUUUAUCAGGAACGCUCAAUCACAAACAUUCGAAAGUCACGGAUGUAUAAAGACGUGAAUAGAAUUAUAAACAUUAAGGACGGGAAAAAUAUAUGGAACAAGAUUAGAAGGUUCAAUAGGCAGAAAAGGAAUAAAAAGAAUGAAAUAACUGCUUCGUAUUAAUAAACAUCAGCUGUAACUAUUCACUUAUAAUAUAAGGGACAGGUGCUUUCUUUCAGGGACACCCAACUUAAACCUCGGGGGUUUGAAGGUAUAUUGCUUAUUCGUAAGUUACAAUUUGUUUUCUUUAUAGUUUUAUUUUCGGUUAUGUGUCUGUUCAUUGUUUUUCGUUUUAGUAAUGGUGUUGUCUGUUUGUCUUCGGUGUAAGUUUUUUUUAAUUGUUCCCCUGAUAUGCUGAUAUUCGUUUCCUUUUUAACUUAGCUGUAUGAUUCUGUGUAAUAAAAACUCAUUUGACAAGAUAGAACAAUAAGAUUGGAUGGCAUUUUUUUAGCUGCUUUUUAUGUCAAAAUCAAGAGGUGAAUUAAGGAACAGCUAUUCCUUGCAUAAUUCAAACCUAAACUCAAUGUCGCAAUACGUAUACUGUAUUAUUAAAUAUGUUUGUACU